GAUGGCAGGACAAUAUGUACUUAACGUCGUAGGCUACGUGUGUUGCUAACCGUAGACAUUGUGUCAAUGUAUCUGUUUUGUUCCUCAGUAUUUACAUCAGUAAUAAACCUUUCAUUUAUUCGUUAACAUUUAUAAGUAAAGUAACCAUGCAAUAUUACCGCGUGGAUGUUUUCAGGAAACUUCUAUGUAAUAAUGCCACACCAAAUAUUAUACAAGUGGCAGGAGUCAACUAUUUUGCACCACCACCGAAGUACGAUCAUGUUGAGUUUCCAGAAAGAUCUAAACUCAGAUAUAUGGAUAAAGUGCCACUGAUACACGGAAACAUGCGACCUCCAAAGAUGACUAAGAGCCUGAAGUUUAUGCGUGGACCAGAAACGGUUCACAAUUUUCUUCUUCAUCAGCAGUUUGGGAUUAUUGCAUUAAGUGGAGGUCGUAUGAAAUGGGGUCAUUUUGAAAUGGUUCGCCUAGGAGUUUUACGAAAGAUGGAUCAAAAUCGAAUGUUUGCUGUAUGGAGAAUUGAUGCACCAUGGCAACCAAUUACAAAAAAGGGCCUGGGUCAGCGUAUGGGUGGUGGCAAGGGACCUAUUGACCACUAUGUAACACCUGUCAAAGCAGGAAGAGUCAUUAUAGAAAUGGGAGGAAAGUGUGAAUUUGUAGAAGUACAACCCAUCCUAGAGUUGGUGGCUCAUAAAUUACCAUUUGCAGCCAAGGUAGUGAGUCAGCAGAUGAUGCAAGAAAUGGCCGAAGAGGAAGAGAGAUCAGAAAAGGAGAAUUUAAAUCAUUAUACAUUUAAAUAUGUUAUACAGAACAAUUUAGGGGGAUGUCACAAUUGGAUAUCACCCUAUGACAAAAAAUGGUUUGGAAAAUAUUUAUAAUUACUUUGAUCAGUGAUUUGUUUGUAUUUAAUGUGAGCUGAUGGACCUUGAUGCAAUUAUUCAUAUCUAAUGUCAGACUGAAUACAUCGCUACAGAUUGCUAAAAAUCUUUCUUGUUAUUUAACUAAUAAUUUUUGUAUAUUCUGUUAUUCUUAUAUCAACUGAUGCAUGAAGCUCUUGAUUCUUCUUGAUAAAGUAUUUACAGACACAUGGAAGGUUUUUAAUUUAGUUUUAUAUCAAUUUGUAAUACUUUGAAGUCAUCCUUUAAAAAGGAACAUAAUAUAGUGACACUUUAUAAA
Zootermopsis nevadensis is the source of this 1173-nucleotide messenger RNA. RefSeq names its product mitochondrial ribosomal protein L16 (gene mRpL16). The record is from RefSeq and is a predicted model, not a curated record. Gene Ontology annotation, biological process: mitochondrial translation. Gene Ontology annotation, molecular function: structural constituent of ribosome; rRNA binding. Gene Ontology annotation, cellular component: ribosome; mitochondrial large ribosomal subunit. Lineage: Eukaryota; Metazoa; Arthropoda; Insecta; Blattodea; Termopsidae.